UUGUUCACUGGUUCAUGUUUCCGGGGGGGGAGUUUCAAUGUAACACCACAACAUUGAGCUAUCAGACAGCACAGUCCCUCUCUCCUAUCUGUUUCUAUCCCUCCAUCGUUCUGUCCUACCUUUCCCUGGUAGCAGCAGCAUGGUUCUGUCUGCAGCCGGUCAGCACCUCCUCAGGGUCAGUCGGCCUGGUGCCUGGGGGCAGCACCUCCUCAGGGUCAGUCGGCCUGGUGCCUGGGGUCAUCACCUCCUCAGGGUCAGUCGGCCUGGUGCCUGGGGGCAGCACCUCCUCAGGGGGAUUGGAUCUGUUUCCACCACUGCCAAGGGCUUCCAGGAGAAGGAGAUCAGAGAGAAACUCCAAGCUUUCCCUGGGGGAUCUAUAGACCUCGUCAAACAGGAGUCAGGCAUCGCAGUACUGACCGUCAACAACCCUGCUCGAAUGAACGCUUUCUCUGGUUCUAUGAUGGUGGAGCUGGAGGAGAGGGUGUCCCAGCUAGAGGAGUGGACGGAGGGCAAAGGUCUCAUCGUCCAGGGGGCUGCCGGGACAUUCUGCUCUGGGUCAGACCUCAAUGUUGUCAGAGAUAUAUCCAACCCUCAGGAUGGGAUGAAGAUGUGUAUGUUCAUGCAGAAUGUCCUGACCAGGCUACUGAGGCUUCCUCUGUUGUCUGUAGCUCUGGUGGAAGGGAGUGCACUGGGAGGAGGAGCUGAGCUCACUACUGCCUGUGACUUUAGGUUGAUGGUGCCAGGCGGUAUGAUCCGGUUUGUCCAUAAACACAUGGGUCUGGUCCCUGGGUGGGGAGGUGCGGCUAGAUUGGUACGCAUCGUAGGCAGCCAGAACGCCUUGAAGAUGCUGGGUGGCGCUUUGAAAGUAGACCCAGAGAUGGGGCUUCAGAUCGGGCUUGCGGACGGCGUCCUGGAGGGUUCCCUGGAUGGGUCUGGAGCCAAUGCCCUCCUGGAGGCAGAGCAGUGGUUGGGUUGCUACACCACAGGUCCUGCCUCGGUCAUCAGAGCCAUAAAGAACGUGGUGGUGUCUGGGAGAGAGCUCCCCCUAGAGGUGGCCCUGAGGACCGAGAGGGAUGUGUUCGGGACAGUGUGGGGAGGACCGGCUAACUUACAGGCUCUGGCCAGUAAAGCCAAACACAAGUGAAUUAACUAGUGUUGCGAUUACAUUGUAUUCUCGUCCUAAUGUUCUGGAGAAACGUAGAACGCCUGGAAUGGAAGCCGUCCACCAACCCAAACUGAGAAGACGAGAAUGCAACGUUGAGGGUCUGAACUCAACCAGAACACACUGAACUAGUGUUUUCAUUCUGACGAUUCUGUUGCUAAAAAAAAAAAAGUAUCUU
This is a messenger RNA of Salmo salar (Atlantic salmon), 1340 nucleotides long. Lineage: Eukaryota; Metazoa; Chordata; Actinopteri; Salmoniformes; Salmonidae. The record is from RefSeq and is a predicted model, not a curated record.